AUGUCUACGAGCAAUGAAGCUGUUAUUACUCCUAAUUCUGGUUCUGCUGCUGAGACAAAUUCCACACGACAAUCCAACGCUCAAGUUGGAGAACGAGACUCAAAUCCAUCAACAGUCAAUCCAAAUCAAGGUCAAGAACCCAUUGUUGACAAUGAGAGGUCCGGCGCUACAGGAGACGAAGAGUUUGUUGCCGGUACAUCUGGGAAUUUCCCGAUUGCCAAUGCUGCUCUCGCCUCUUGCAAUGCUAUCCUCGAGGGCUAUCGUUCAUCUCGGAUCUCCAAAGGGAUUGCGCUGUGCAGGAUUUACACGACUUUAUUGGAAGCAGUCCCUGAUGAUGAGUCGACUUCAGCAACAGUUGAAGAGGCAUUCAGCCGUUUUCUCACCAUUAUUGAGAAUCAUCAAGGACACCUCGCAGAAGCUGAACACCAAAGUCCCCAACCUAUUCCAGAAGCAAAUCCCGACGAUGAAGACCUCGGCGACAUCCCAUCUCCUAAACGAGCGAAACCUGAUGACUCAAAAUUCCCCUGGACAAUUUCGGACUUCAUUCAUGGCGCUUCACUCUCUCCGUCACUCUCUAAAUCCCUCGAGUUACUCAAACUCUAUGCUAUUGAUCCAAAAGGAACCAAACGAUCCCUCAUCAAUUCUCCCAGCUGUCCUGAGUUUCCAGAUUCGGAAUGGACCAAUGUUCUCGCAGGACGUGCUAUCAACCUUGACGCUGUCCUCACUGGAUAUUACUCAACAUCCAAUAAUGACGAACGAGUUGAGGAAAUCGGGGACUUUGAAAUUCGCUUCGGAACAGUCAAUCCAACAAAAAUUGUAUCUACUGCGGGAGAGUGGAGCAUCACUUGGAAUCGGUCGUCACGAGCUAUAUGCGCUGCUUUCCCACACAGAGCUGGCGAGCUUGCACAAUAUGCUGAGUACAUCAUUGGGCUAUUCGCCGCAACUGAUGUACACUUUCAUGAUCGUGUUAUCCUUUUUGACAAGGCUGUUCGGCGACGUGUCGGUGCUCGUCGAGACUUGGAGCUCACUGACUUCAACAAGUUCUUUGACCUUAGAUCGACCCACAUGGAUUCGAUUGGUGCCGCUGUCGUCCAACGUGCAUCCGCUGCUACCCCAGGCAAACCCUCAGCGACUUCGCGCAAAAGGCUAUCUGAACCUUGCAACCGCUGGAAUGAAGGGUUGUGCACGCUUGAGAGUACUCAGUGUCGCCGGCUUCAUGUUUGCAGCAAGUGCCUUUCAUCCGGGCACAAGAAUAAUGACUGUCCGAAGUGA
Messenger RNA from Laccaria bicolor S238N-H82, 1272 nucleotides. RefSeq lists its product as uncharacterized. NCBI's taxonomy places the organism in Eukaryota, Fungi, Basidiomycota, Agaricomycetes, Agaricales, Hydnangiaceae. The coding region runs from base 1 to 1272 and encodes 423 amino acids. The transcript is spliced from 2 exons. Gene Ontology annotation, molecular function: metal ion binding. The record is from RefSeq and is a predicted model, not a curated record.